GAAUAGCGCGCGCGGCGGCGGCGGAGCAGCAGCAGGAACAGAACUAGGAGGAGGAGUAACAGGAUUGUGGGGCCGAGAGAAAGCUUUUCUUAAUCGGUUGUUUACCGGGUCAUGUCGGGGAGGCUCUGCCCGGUAUAGACGCCUGAAAGGCGGGAUGUCGGACCUGAGGGAAAGCCAUUGUUACGGACUGUCCAGCGGGAAACUGAGCCGCGGAGGAAACAUUUCGGUUUUUCACGUCAAACUCACUGACAGCGCUGCCAGAGCCAUCGGUAGCUUUCAAAACAGCAAGGGCUGCUCCACUCAUCCCACCAUCUGCUUCAAUGGAAACCAAGGGAGAAUCACUGUUCCUUGUUCAGACAAUCGCGAAGAAGUCCGAUUAUUCACUUUUGAAGUGGCCAACGUUGCGCGCAACAAUCCAAACGGAAGCUUUGACUGCGUCCAGCAGCUCCACAAUGGAGCCUCUGAAGAGCUGUCAUGUCUCGGGGUGAUUCAGAAGAAGAUGACGGUGAACGCCACAGAUGACUCGUACGAUAAGGCGCGUCAGAGCAUGGCCCAGGCCGAGGAGGAGACGCGCAGCCGAGGGGCGAUCGUCAUCAAACAUGGAGGACGCUACCAGGGUAAAAAGGUAACAGUUCGAGCUCCAGCCCCUGCGUUGGCCAGUCUGACAAAACCCAAACAUCAGUCGCCCCAGUCCAUUCUCAGAAACAUCCAGAAGGGGCUGGGGGUGUCCAGGGGGAAGAAGGCAACCUGCGUGUCCAGCAGGGGGAGCGGAGGUCCCGUUCAGGAGAGGCCGCUCAGGGAGAGGUUGACUCACCUGCUGGCUCUGAGGCCGUACAAGAGGCCGGAGCUGAUCCUGAGGUUGAAGAAAGACGGACUUUCAGCUGAGGACAAGGACAUGCUGGAGACUGUGGUGAUGGAGGUCGGGCAGCUCAACAGUCGAGACAACACAUUUGUUCUGAAGGACAGUCUGUACAAGGAGCUGCAGAAGGACUGGCCGGGCUACACUGAGGGAGACCAGCAGCUUCUCAAGAGGAUCCUCGUCAGGAGGUUAUUUCAGCCUCAACAGAACCUCCUCACCGCCCCUGAGGCCCAGGUCAGCCCACUGAGAGACACCCCUAAUUCCUCACCAGCACACCGUCCUAAACAUUCCCUGCCUGAGGAGUACACUGACCCUCUGGCCAACAAGAAACCCAGGAUAUCUCACUUGUCCAGAAAAGGCGACAAAUCUAGUUUGAGGACGUCUGAAGCAGUUUUUCAUAAGAAUGCUGUAGAAGUGAGAACAGAAGACAGAGAAGGGAAGAGGGACUCACUAGACCCUCGAAAGCUCUUUGACUCUUUGUCGGCCACCUGUUGGCAGGAGGAGGAAGAAGAGAAAGAGGAGGUGGCCAAAAGGCUCGAGCCGAGUCCCUGCGCCCUGGAGGAAGCUCAAAGUUUAGAAAAUCACCGUCGUCCUGACCCUGAUCGGCCUCCGUCACCUCUGAUUGUUCCUGUUCUGAGUAAACGCACAGCAAAAAGGAAAAAGAGCAAACACAAACACAGAAGACAGGAGAAGGAGAGGUGGAAGAAUAACAAGAGCAGAAAUGAUCACAGUGCAGAGGAGACAAACACCCAGAUGGAUCUGAGCGGCUCUGCAGACUGUGAGCCACGUGAAAUACUGUUCACUUCUGGAGCGCUGGGCGCUAACACUGACGCAGCCGAUUAUUUAAUAAAGUACACCGUGAUUUGCAGCCACGAACAGAGGCAGGGCUACAAGCAGGACUUUAACAAAGAGUACGACGAAUACCGUGACCUGCACGCUCGCAUCGACGGCGUCACUCGGCAGUUCUUGGACUUGGACUCGCAGCUCAAACAGCUGCACCAGGAAUCGCGUAAAUACAAGACGGUCCGUAAUCAAAUAUUUCAAGAGUAUCGCAAGAUUAAAAAGUCCAAUCCAAACUACAACCAGGACAAGAUCCGCUGUGAGUACCUUCACAACAAACUGGCCCACAUCAAGAAGCUCAUAUCAGAGUACGACAACCAGCAGCUCCUGGACCAUUCCUGUCCUAAAUGAUGAGCAGAAAUUCGCUGGCAUGAGUGAACUGAAAACACGCACAUCCUGAUGCAGCUUGCUAAGCUGAGUGCCGUCAAGCUGGGUCGGAAGUUCUCAGCUAAAUCUGUUCUUCUCUCCCGAGACCUGCUGGAGGAGGCGACGAAGAGCAGCAGAGAAGCGCCAGGGGGAUUUGUUGGACCUCUGAGGGGACGAGGACACUAGGAGGAGGAGACAGUUGUCUCGACGCUGAAUGGAGUCAGUUUAAUUUGCUGACAGAGGCAGAUUGUACUUUAAGUAGUUUUGUCAGUAAAAUCAAGCAUUUUCUUCUGUGUACUUUUGACCCUGGGACUAUUUCAGAUGGGAGUACCACAGAAUUCUGGCUGUACAUACAGUAUAAGACAUGGUGUUUUUCUUCUGUGGCCACAGAAAUAAAACACUGAACAUCUGUGCGUUGGUAUUUUUCAAGUUUCAGUCAUUUCUAACCUGAUCAGUGUUGUUUUUAGUCAGGUCUCCUCACUUCAGGCCUCAACAGUGACUUUUUAAAGUAUUGUCAGCACCUGUUGUGGUUAUGUGGGUCUGGUCUGGAUUCAUGAAGUUCCACUUCUUUCAUCCUCUCUGUGGUUCUCAUUCUUCAUUUCUUAUGACAUAAAUGACUGUUCUGUUAAUGUGAACAUUGUAUUCAGGGAAUUCACAGUGUCAGCUGCAGUAAACUGAUCAUCAAAGUAUGUUUUCAUGUAAGGUAUUGAAAUUUAUGAUGUUGUUAAUAUGAGCAAGGAUGGUAAACAAUUGAGAAAAAAACGAUUUUUUUCUUGCAUGCAGAAAACCUUCCAGAAAUGCAUGAGGAAUAAACAGACUUUCUGUCAAA
This is a messenger RNA of Cynoglossus semilaevis (tongue sole), 2894 nucleotides long. RefSeq names its product RNA polymerase II elongation factor ELL-like. The transcript is spliced from 12 exons. Gene Ontology annotation, cellular component: transcription elongation factor complex. Gene Ontology annotation, molecular function: cis-regulatory region sequence-specific DNA binding. Gene Ontology annotation, biological process: transcription elongation by RNA polymerase II; snRNA transcription by RNA polymerase II; positive regulation of transcription elongation by RNA polymerase II. NCBI's taxonomy places the organism in Eukaryota, Metazoa, Chordata, Actinopteri, Pleuronectiformes, Cynoglossidae. The coding region runs from base 155 to 2050 and encodes 631 amino acids. The record is from RefSeq and is a predicted model, not a curated record.